CGAAGCUUCUGAAGAGCUGACGGAGGUGGUGUGUCUGGAGUCCGAUCUGCAGGAUGGACAGAUGAUGGAAGUGGAGGUAGGACGUCACAAUGUUCUAUUGGCACGGAGUGAAGGCAUGUACAGCGCCACUGGCAAUCAGUGUACCCACUACGGAGCUCCCCUGAGCAGAGGGGUUCUUUCAGGGCACAAUGUGCGCUGCCCGUGGCACGGUGCCUGCUUCAACAUCCACACUGGAGACUUGGAGGAAUACCCUGGCAUGGACUGUCUACCCUGUCAUAAGGUGAAAGUCGAAAACAACAAAGUGUAUGUGUCCAUAAACAAAAAGACAGUGAGACAGACCAAACGAAUAAAGAAGAUGGGCACCAGAGUACAAGGCGUCAUGCACACCAUCGUACUCCUUGGGGGAGGGUCUGCUUCAUUAGUGUGUGCGGAGACUCUGAGACAACAAAACUUUGGAGGCAGAAUCAUCAUGGUAACCAGGGAUGACCUUCUACCCUACGACAAAACACGACUUAGCAAGGUGAUGAAUGUGGAGAGUGACACCAUUCUGCUGAGGAGGAUGGAGUUCUUCCAAGAGUAUGACAUUGAGGUGUGGCUCAGCAAAGAGGCCCUGUCAAUGGACACAGAGAAGAAGACAGUAACAUUUGAUGACGGUUUAGUCCAGAGCUACGACCAGCUCCUCAUAUCCACAGGAUGUAGAGCAAAGGGUCUGGAGUGUCCAGGGAAAGACCUGCAGAACGUAAUGAUGCUGGAGACACCAGAAGAUGCCAGACAGAUCCAUGCUGCCUGCAUAGGCGCUCGUAUCGUCAUCGUGGGGACGUCCUUUGUCGGCAUGGAGGUGGCAUCCUAUAUGACGGACAAGGCCACUAGCAUCACAGUGAUUGGCAGCAGUGAAAUGCCCUACCAGAAGACACUUGGUCUUGAGAUCGGCAAGGUCACCAUGAUGAUGCUCUCACAGAAGGAUAUCAAGUUCUAUAUGAAUGACAAUGUGAAAGAGGUUCGCGGAAAUAAUGGCAAGGUAAAAGAGGUUGUGCUGAAAAGUGGGACAGUCUUUCCUGCUGAUGUUUUAAUCGUUGGGAUCGGUGUGAUCCCAAACGCAGAGUUCCUGCAGAGUACUCCCAUAGUCAUGGACUCUAGGAACUUUGUCAUAGUGGACAAGUACAUGAGGACCAAUGUUCCUGAUGUGUUCUGUGGAGGAGACCUGGCAACCUUCCCCCUGACCAUGGCCAAAAACCAGAUGGUCAAUAUAGGUCACUGGCAGAUGGCACAGGCACACGGAAGAAUAGCUGCCCUAAACAUGCUGGAAAAAAACACUGAGCUCAACUCAAUACCUUACUAUUGGACUGUACUGCUGGGGAAGAACAUCCGAUAUGCAGGCUAUGGGGAAGGAUACACUGACAUAGUGAUAAAAGGAAGAGUGGAAGAACAGAAGUUCCUGGCCUUUUAUAUUAAGAAUGGCGAGGUAAUAGCAGCAGCCAGUCUGAACUAUGACCCUGCUGUUUCUGCUGUAGCCGAGAGGUUGGCUACCGGAAAUGUCAUCACCAAGGAAGAGGCUGAAUCAAAUGACUUAAGCUGGCUUAAGAUGAAACUGUCCUGAAUAUCCGUUCUCCCGCUCAUGACUCGUCAUCACUUCAUCGCAGACAAACAUAAUCUCCCGCUCAUGACUCGUCAUCACUUCAUCGCAGACAAACAGAAUCUCCCACUCAUGACUCGUCAUCACUUCAUCGCAGACAAACAGAAUCUCCCGCUGUCCAUCUCAGUUCCUCAGGCAAACCUCCUAAUCCCUUCUUUACCACCUGUCGGAAAAGAAUGACACGCAAUGCUAAGUUGGGACUAGGGGUGAAGUGGGAGGUUAUCGCAUUUAAACCGCCAAAACAACAUAUACCUCUGACAAACAGAUAUUUUUUUGGGGGGGGGGGUUUACAUUCAUGAGGAUGAGUUUUCUAGGUUUUCCAUUUUGGGGAACGUUAAACAGUUGUGAUGUCACCAAUGUCCUCAAGUUGUGUCAACUUAUCUCUCACGUCAACCUCCCGAUAAUGCAGGCACGACAGCAAAGUAGCGUCACGUUAUUUAGUGUUCUACUGUCUGUGCUUAUUUUAGGUUUCUGUGGAAGGCAGUUGCCGGGGUCACACGUGGUUGACAGUAAUGGCAGGUUUGGCCAUGCAGACGGACCAAUGAGAACACUGUUUAGGGGAUUAGAUGGACAGAGGGCAACAGCCGCGGUCUUUGAGGCAGAGAUGCUGAAUUAGGCAAAGUGAACAAAACAGGCUGUGGUCAGGAUAAUUGACAUGGACAAAAACACAACACAAAGAGACAACACCAAAACGCGUACAAAAGAACUGCUGCGCUGAUUCUCUCUCUCUCUACUCUCUUUCUGUCCUUCCCUCUAACUUUAACUCUAUCUCUCUUUGUCUCCCGCUGUCUUUGGUUCUGCUUGAAGAUACAUUCAAACGAUUCAUAUCACUACAGAGAUACACUGCCUUGCAAAAGUAUUUAAACCCCUGACCAGUUCUCUCACUUUACUGAAUUACAAAUGUUACAUUGACAUUUUACUCAAUAUCAUUUGAUAUUUUUAUUUGAUAACAUUGACACUCAACAUCAAUUAUUGGCAGGCUAUUGUAAGAACAUUGGUUUAGUGUUGGGAACUAUUUAUAAGAGCAAUAAAAAAAGGCAAUAUACUGUAUUGCUUGUGUAUGUACUGUAUUCAACCCCUGUGAUGUGGAAGCUCCAAGUUUACAAAGAAAUAUCCCUAAUGUGAACAUAGUUACCCAACCUUUGGCCUCUGCCAAAUUCUGCAUAAAAAGCCAUGGAUCAUUGGUCAAGCAUUCUACAGAGGUUAAAGAUAUAGGAAUACAAAUGCAUAAUUAGGAAAAGAGUAAAAAAAAUACAAGUGAUUGGAUAUCUCAGUGAGCACAGUUGGAUCAAACAUCAGGAAGUAGAAGCAGGUUCUGCCCAAAAAAGGCUGUCCUUUAAAACUCAGCUCAAACAAAGAGUCUUGUUAGAGAAUUCACAGAGAUGCCAACAUGCCUUUGAAGAUUUUACACAUUCAGUGGCUGGGUGUGAAGUAGUGGGUGCCUGAUCAGUCAUAUCAAGAGCUUUGAAAGAAACUUGUCUGUAUUGGAGGGUGGUAAAAGCUUGAGAGUGACCCAGAUGCAAUCUGGGAAAAUAUUUUUUUUUGUCAAAUGAGACCAAGAGUUUUUUGGCCAAAGCUCAAAAUGUUGUGUUUCCUGACCUAAAACCGCCCAUGCCUUAAUGCACACCAUCCUUACAGUGAAGUAUAGUGGUGUAAGCAUCAUGCUGUGGGCAUGCUUCUCAUUAGCAUGGAUUGGCCAGCUUGCUAAAAUGUAAGUAAGAAUGAAUGUAAGUAAAAAUGUAAGUAAGACUGGGAAAUACUGCCAGAGAACAUGGUUCAGUCCAUGAAUCUGUGAUACCAUUUGAAAAUGUUGGUCAACAGUCAUUGCCAAAUCAAAGUGAACAACUUGACCCAAAUCUGCCAAGAUGAAUGGACCAAAAUCCCUCCAACACUGUAUCAGUUUUUUCAAAUAAAAUAUCAAACGGAAACAAAAUUUACCAUUUGUAAUUCAGUAAUACAGUAUGAGUGAAUUGGUCUCGUGUCUGAAUACUUUUACAACGCAAUGUAUUUAGCUGGAAUAGUUCUGCUCUUCAUGAAGAUAAGAGCUAAGUACAAUCAGUCAGGUGUCAUGGGGAAAAGAUACAAAAGUAACAGACGAGAACCUCUUAUUUUUUACACAAACUGACUUUGAUGGCUAAGAUGGAAUAUUAACAUGUGGUUGUACAUGGCAUUUACCAAAGUGAAUGUCAAAUUUUACAAAAUGUUUGGAUUCAAAAAGUUCUCAGGAAUUACAAUAUCCUAAACCGUCACUAUCCCUGCGUAUUCAUCACUGUCUUCCUUUUUAUUAGUUUAGCUGUAUUUGCCAGUUGCCCUGUCAUCCAGGGAAGGUAAGGUCUGCCACCCAAUGAUGGGUAGCAGGAGUGUUUCUGACAAUGUGUGCCAAAUGUGAAACUAUUCCCUAUUUAGUGUACCACUGUUGUCAAAUCUGGGGUGGCCGGUUGCCUAGUAGUUU
Esox lucius (northern pike) is the source of this 4085-nucleotide messenger RNA. RefSeq names its product apoptosis-inducing factor 3. Gene Ontology annotation, cellular component: cytoplasm. The record is from RefSeq and is a predicted model, not a curated record. The coding region runs from base 62 to 1597 and encodes 511 amino acids. Gene Ontology annotation, molecular function: flavin adenine dinucleotide binding; oxidoreductase activity, acting on NAD(P)H; 2 iron, 2 sulfur cluster binding. Lineage: Eukaryota; Metazoa; Chordata; Actinopteri; Esociformes; Esocidae. The transcript has 18 exons.